This is a messenger RNA of Toxotes jaculatrix (banded archerfish), 2617 nucleotides long. It is a transcript of the gene pxylp1, whose product is annotated as 2-phosphoxylose phosphatase 1. The transcript has 6 exons. Gene Ontology annotation, cellular component: Golgi apparatus. Gene Ontology annotation, biological process: chondroitin sulfate proteoglycan biosynthetic process; dephosphorylation; glycosaminoglycan biosynthetic process. The coding region runs from base 172 to 1737 and encodes 521 amino acids. Lineage: Eukaryota; Metazoa; Chordata; Actinopteri; Toxotidae. The record is from RefSeq and is a predicted model, not a curated record. Gene Ontology annotation, molecular function: phosphatase activity.
CCGAUGUCUGACACUGUCGGCACUCGGUCGUACCAGAGAAACCGAAGCGCUGGAUUCAAGUGUUAAAGCCGGCUCGCCGUGGCUCUGAGAGACUCAGUUCCUCCGGACAGCUGUGAUGGGCUGUGGUCUGGAUGGCUGACGGACAGGGUCGCGGACCAAUCACAUGACAAGAUGCUGGCUCGCAACCGCUUCCUCCUCCUGGUGGUGGUGGGCGGGGCAGCGCUGGCCAUCAUCAGUCUGAGCCUUCAGUUCUUGAACCUGAUCCCCACCACUCCCAUAGUGGAGGAGCGACCCUUCCAGGCAAUAGAUGGAGGCCUUGCGAUGGCUCUGGGGAAGAGCAGAAAGAGAGUGUUCCCGGUGCCUCACACCCAGGAGCCCAACCCUAUAUCUGAGGCCUACGGCUACUGCAACACUCCCAACCGCAGCGAACAGGCCUGGGAAGGUCACAGUCCUGCCGACUACAAGCUGCUCUCUGUCCAGGUGAUGAUUCGCCAUGGAGACCGUUACCCACUGUACUCCAUCCCCAAGACCAAACGACCCGCCAUCGACUGCACCCUGUCCAUCAGCAGGAAGCCUUCCCACCCCCUGCUGAACUCCUUCAUCAGUCACAUGGGCCAGGGAGGGCAUGGCCACUGGGAGUCGCCACUGGGCUCGGUUCCCCGUCUGCCCAACCACAGUGUCUGUGAGAUGGGAGAACUCACACAGACAGGUGUGGUGCAGCACCUACGCAAUGGGCAGCUGCUCCACCAAGCCUACAAGCGUCACAACCUCCUCCCCUCUGACUGGUCACCCCGCCAGUUGUGGGUGGAGACCACAGGUAAGAGCCGGACUCUGCAGAGUGGACUUGCCUUCCUUUACGGUUUCCUCCCAGACUUUGAUUGGACAAAGCUGACUGUGCGUCACCAGUGGAGCACGCUGUUCUGCGGCUCGGCCUGCGACUGCCCUGCCAGGAACAGAUACCUGGAGGAGGAGCAGAGGAGGCAGUAUCGGCUCCGGGUGGCCGAUACUGAGCUGGAGAGGACUUACGCCAACAUGGCACGGACUUUGGGUCUGCUUACCCGCCAGCUCCGAGCUGCAAACCCUAUAGAUUCCCUGCUGUGCCACCUGUGCCACGACCUUUCUUUUCCAUGCGUUCCCCUGGGAGAGAGUGGCACAGGUGGCUGUCUGACAGUGGCACAGUUUGCCGUGAUUCGUCGGCAGCAGCUGGAUGAUGAGGUUGAUCGGAGAAGAGUGGGGCUGUACCACAAAUACGCCAUUCUGGCUAUGUACCCCUACCUCAACCGAACCGCUGCCAAAAUGGAGCGUGUUGCCAAGGCUAAUGAGGCUGGCCGACAGCCUCGAGCCGGGGGUGAGGAGGUCUUCACCCUCUCUUCAGCUCAUGACGUCACCAUGGCCCCUUUGCUGAGUGCCCUGGGGCUGGAGGAGGCCAGGUUCCCACGUUUUGCAGCACGAGUGGUGUUUGAACUGUGGAAGAGUCCCCCAGCGACUCAAGGGCAGCUGAAGAAGAGAGCUGGCAAAGGUGAUAAGUCAAAAGUGAAAGAUGGGGAACUGUUCAUCAGGGUGCUGUACAACGGCGAGGACGUGACAUUUCAUACCACCUUCUGUCGCUCCCACGACCGCCAUGCCAGCCAGCCCCUCUGCCCACUGAAGAACUUCCUGUCUUUUGUAAGGAAAGACAUGUUCAGUGUUGUCAGUGCUAGUUCCUACCAUGGGGCCUGCUACAGACGCCCUGAUUGACAGAUGAACAGAUGGAGAUGAGGGUGAAUGAGGAAGGACGCGGAGUUGGCAGAUGGUUGCGCUUUCCUUGUUUUCUAGUUUUCCACUUUUGAAGAUGGUGCACUUUUAUGCUGCUCAUAGUGUCUUAAAAUUCCACAUAUUUUUUAAAUGUAGUCCUUAACAUCCAUGAGCACAAAGUGAGUGGCAAACACACACAGUACUCAUCAUAUCUUGGUCGAAGGUCUUCGGUUUCUAACCUUUUUUACACACUUCUUUAAAUUUCUCUUUUGAAUAUUAAUGUCUGUUUUCUAAAGCAAAUCUGUCAGAGAAACAGUUGAAGGGGAGCUGUGCGGCACUUAGCCACUUUAUUCCUACAUUCCAUAACAUACCAUGGAAUUGUAAAAUUCCAGGAUUCCCAAAUACCUGCAAAAAAGGGACUAUCAAUGCUGGAAAUACUAUGCUGGAUUAAACAUUCUUGGGAAAUAUUUUGUGUAUAAUAAGGUUUUCAAUGAAAAUACGCUUUGGGCUAAUUUGGGCCACAUUUCUCAAUACGACUUGAUUAAUUUGUUACUUAACGUUUCUCUUUGAGUUUUAAUGUUUAUUCAUUUCAGUAGCUGUGUCUGUAACAGCAAGGUUUGUUUCUACUUUCACUCACUGACGUGGAUCUUUGUUAAAACCGACUGUGGUACUUUGAAACUGGCAAGUGAUUUUUCCUUACAUUCAUUUACAACUGCAGGACGUCUGUAUUUAUAUUAACUUGUGAUAUAACUGGUCAUAUUCCACGCUUUGUUUUUGCUUGACAGAUACUAAAUCUAAUUGUAAUCUAAUUUUCAUUCCGUGUAGACAUUUAUACUGUAAAGCAGAUGCAGAGUAAAAUAAAUACUCAUGUUUUCACUGUAAA